AUGGAUCUCAAGGGCAAGACUGCGAUUGUGACUGGGUCCUCGAAGCCCACUGGUACGUUGCAACAUGGCACCAGAAGCUACCUUGUUCAAUGGCUGACGGCGCUCACUACAGGCAUCGGUGCCGCUGUGGCGUUCGCACUGGCGGAGCAGGGCGCCAAUAUCGUGGUCCAUUACAGUAAUUCUGCCGACUCCGCACAAGCAGUGGUGAAGCAGAUUAAGGAUCUCGGUGCCCAAGCUGUAGCCAUCAAGGCCGACGCAAGCUCAAAUGACUUUGGAAAGACUCUUGUCGAAGGAGCAUUGGACGCCUUUAACACCCAAACGAUCGAUAUCGUCGUCAACAAUGCUGGCACAGCGGCGGUCCAUCCAAGCAUCGCCGAAGUCGACGCCGACUCCUGGGACACCGUGUACCACGUGAACGUCCGCGCGCCAUUCCUUCUCAUCCAGGCCGCCGUUCCACACAUGAAAGAAGGUGGCCGCAUCAUCAACAUCGGUUCCAUUGUUGCACGCAGCGGGAACAAAAUGCUGACCGUGUACGCUUCUUCGAAAGCUGCCGUGACCUCCAUGUCCGUCAGCCUUGCAGAAGAGCUCGGUCCGAAGGGCAUCACGGUCAAUGUGGUGGCCCCAGGCCCAAUUUCGACGGAGAUGAGCAUGAAGGGGAGCCCGAUCUAUGAUAAAUUGAUGAACAAUGCGCAUAUCAAGAGAGAGGGCAGUGCGGAGGAAGUCGCCAGCGCCGUUGCUUGGCUGGCGAGCUCGAAGGCCGGGUACGUUACCGGUCAGUUGAUCGGGGUGGAUGGUGGGAUAUCCUUCCCUUAG
Molecule: messenger RNA, 813 nt
Organism: Saxophila tyrrhenica
Lineage: Eukaryota; Fungi; Ascomycota; Dothideomycetes; Mycosphaerellales; Extremaceae
Exons: 3
Coding region: 1-813 (270 amino acids)
Molecular function (GO): oxidoreductase activity
Source: RefSeq, a predicted model, not a curated record